Messenger RNA from Thamnophis elegans (Western terrestrial garter snake), 4152 nucleotides. It is a transcript of the gene DLG2, whose product is annotated as discs large MAGUK scaffold protein 2. The record is from RefSeq and is a predicted model, not a curated record. The coding region runs from base 1 to 2499 and encodes 832 amino acids. Gene Ontology annotation, cellular component: neuromuscular junction; neuron projection; postsynaptic density membrane. Gene Ontology annotation, biological process: chemical synaptic transmission. NCBI's taxonomy places the organism in Eukaryota, Metazoa, Chordata, Lepidosauria, Squamata, Natricidae. Gene Ontology annotation, molecular function: kinase binding. The transcript has 21 exons.
AUGAAGUGCAUCUGCAUUGAUGGUAGUUUUAUUAGUCAUGAGCGCAAUCCACUCAAAACUACCUUGUCACGAUCAAAAUUCAAGUUUUUCUUCUCCCAGUUCCUUCAUAUUUUCCCCCCUUCUACCUUCCAGAAGUAUCAUUAUCAAGAUGAGGAUGUGCCACAUGACCAUACUUUACCUCGUUUAACCCAUGAAGUGAGAGGUCCAGAAUUAGUCCACGUUUCUGAAAAGAACUUAUCGCAGAUAGAAAACGUCCACGGAUAUGUCCUACAGUCGCACAUCUCACCUCUGAAGGCCAGUCCUGCUCCUAUUAUUGUCAAUACAGAUACGUUGGACACGAUCCCUUACGUCAACGGCACAGAGAUUGAAUAUGAAUUUGAAGAAAUUACAUUGGAAAGGGGCAAUUCUGGCCUGGGGUUCAGUAUCGCUGGAGGAACAGAUAACCCACAUAUCGGGGAUGAUCCCGGAAUAUUUAUUACUAAGAUAAUACCAGGAGGAGCUGCCGCAGAGGAUGGAAGACUCAGAGUCAAUGAUUGCAUUUUGCGGGUGAAUGAGGUCGACGUAUCCGAAGUUUCACAUAGCAAAGCUGUUGAGGCGCUGAAGGAAGCCGGCUCCAUCGUACGACUCUAUGUCCGCCGGAGGAGACCUAUUCUGGAGACUGUGGUGGAAAUUAAACUGUUCAAAGGGCCCAAAGGCCUGGGAUUCAGCAUUGCCGGAGGUGUAGGAAACCAGCACAUUCCUGGUGACAACAGCAUCUAUGUCACAAAAAUUAUUGAUGGUGGAGCAGCGCAAAAGGACGCACGGUUGCAUGUUGGAGACAGGCUUCUUAUGGUAAACAAUUACAGUUUAGAAGAAGUCACCCACGAAGAAGCAGUAGCAAUAUUGAAGAACACAUCGGAUGUAGUCUAUUUAAAAGUGGGGAAGCCAACCACCAUCUAUAUGACCGACCCUUAUGGCCCUCCAGAUAUUACUCAUCCUUAUUCCCCACAAAUGGAAAACCACAUCCUGUCUUCUGGCAACAACGGCACUUUAGAAUACAAGACUUCUAUGGCCCCCAUCUCACCUGGAAGAUACUCACCUAUCCCAAAGCACAUGCUAGUGGAAGAUGACUACCCCAGGCCUCCUGAACCCGUUUACAGCACUGUGAACAAAUUCUGUGAUAAGCCACCUUCUCCUAGGCAUUAUUCCCCUGUCGAGUGUGACAAAAGCUUCCUCCUUUCAGCUCCCUACCCCCACUACCACAUAGGCCUGCUCCCUGACUCUGAAAUCAUCAGUCAUUCCAGGCAUGGUUCCAUAACCCAGCUUCCCACUGUGAACAUCCAGAGGACCAUGUCACUAGAAGGGGAGCCUCGGAAGGUUGUCUUACAUAAGGGCUCGACGGGGCUCGGUUUUAACAUUGUAGGAGGAGAAGACAGGGAAGGGAUCUUUGUCUCCUUCAUCCUAGCAGGUGGGCCAGCUGACCUCAGCGGUGAACUUCAGAGGGGAGACCAAAUUUUGUCUGUCAACGGGAUUGAUCUUCGUGGUGCUACACAUGAACAAGCGGCCGCAGCCCUCAAAGGAGCAGGCCAGGUGGUGACCAUUAUAGCACAAUACCAGCCUGAAGAGUACGCUCGAUUUGAGGCCAAAAUCCAUGAUCUGCGCGAACAGAUGAUGAAUCACAGCAUGAGUUCCGGGUCAGGCUCCCUGCGAACCAAUCAAAAGCGUUCUCUCUAUGUCAGUUUCAACAAGCAGAGCAAAAGCAUAGGUAGCAACAGCAUCUCAUUGUCAUUCAAUGACAAGCGUAAAAAGAACCUCAUCUUUUCACGAAAAUUCCCAUUCUACAAGAGCAAGGAGAUCUGUGAGCAGGACUCCAGUGACCCGGAACGAGGACAGGAGGACUGCAUUCUCUCCUAUGAACCCGUUACACGGCAGGAAAUUAAUUAUACCAGGCCAGUUAUUAUCCUCGGCCCAAUGAAAGAUCGGAUAAAUGAUGAUUUGAUAUCUGAGUUCCCUGACAAAUUCGGCUCCUGCGUCCCACAUACCACCCGACCGAAGCGCGAUUAUGAAGUGGACGGUAGAGAUUACCACUUCGUCAUCUCCAGAGAACAAAUGGAAAAGGACAUUCAAGAGCACAAAUUCAUCGAAGCUGGCCAGUAUAACGAUAAUCUGUAUGGAACGAGUGUGCAGUCCGUGCGAUUUGUAGCCGAAAGGGGCAAGCACUGUAUCCUGGAUGUAUCGGGAAAUGCAAUUAAACGGCUUCAAGUUGCACAACUGUACCCUAUUGCCAUCUUCAUUAAGCCUAGAUCGUGGGAGCCUUUGAUGGAAAUGAAUAAACGUCUCACGGAGGAACAGGCCAAGAAAACGUAUGAUCGCGCCAUGAAAUUAGAACAAGAAUUUGGAGAAUAUUUUACAGCAAUUGUCCAAGGAGAUACCUUAGAAGAUAUAUAUAACCAAACCAAACUCGUGAUCGAAGAACAAUCGGAUUCCUUCAUAUGGAUUCCUUCCAAGGAAAAACUAUAAAGUCACCGACCCACCUCUGAUCGCAACGGAGAAGUAUUUAGAAGAAAAAUUUAAUCCUAACUUAUUUGGAAGCUUCGGGGAGGGCUGGGGUGGGGAAGGGGGGGAAGUUACUUUCACAUUUCUUGCUGUCAAUGUGAUUAUUAUUAUUCUUAUUUUCUGAAAGUACAACACAAACUGUCGGAAGCCAUGAAGGACACUUGAUUUGGUCAUAAAAGGGGAAGGAAAAGAAAGAAAGAACAAUUUUUUUAAAAAAAAAACAAGAAAAAAAAACAAGUCUACCAUAUUAAAUCUCUCACACACACACACACACACACAUGCAUACACACACACAAAGUGUACAAACUGUUCUGCGUGCUCAGCUUUGCAAGGAUGAACCCAGAGGCAGAAAUGACCAGAUUGCUGAAAUGGCUCAGCUCAGUGGGUUUCUUGGCAGUUAAAAAAAAACCCAAAAUCUCCUGGGUGUCUUAAUCCUACAGGAUGUAUCCUUUGAGUAAAACGGAUGUGAAGACAAGCCCUCCCUAACACACCUCCGGAGGAAGAGCUGAACAGCCUGUAGCUUUACGGAACCUCAUCCAUAAGCCACCGGACUCUGCUAAGACCUUGAAUGCUUUUAUUAUGAUCAAUUUUCCCAGAUGUUGGAUUGGAGGCUUCCUUGGAUCAUCAUACAUCUGCAUUUGCAGCACCUCGACUUUCAUAUAACUAUGCAUAUCUCUCCUUCCUGCCCCUCCUCCCCGUCCCAGUCCAAUCUGGAGCAUAAUUUCUCCCCCCUCUCAAUUCCAAACCCCCACCGUUGCAUCUGGAUCUUACUCAUUCGAUGAGAUUUGAUGGGAAGGAAAGCUUUCAUAUUGAAGUGCGUUCACACAUGAACACGCAACAUUCAGGGUACUUAAAACGUGACCAAGAAGAAGGGUACAAUUGUGUGGGGGAGGGAGGGAGGGAGGGGGAAAGCUUGACAUUUUAUUUUAAUUAUAUCUAUAUUAUCAUUUAUAUGAAGAUAGAAGGCACUUAAGAGAUGGGAUAAUUUAUUAAAGAAUCUAUAUUGAUGUAUAGGCGCUAAUUUCUAUAGGUAACAAAAUAUUUUGUGAGACGUUUUGUAAAGAUUAAGUCGUCGAAAGGUGAAUUACGUUGCACCUGGGCGGGCAGGAGAAUGCAAAAGGUGAAUUUUCAAUUUGCACUAUUUCAUUCUUUCUUUUUUUCCCCAGUAGAUUUCUUAAGGAUUUUGACUUCUAUAUGUUCGUCCUCUUUUGUUUGAAUUUAGGAAUUUAGGUCUCAUGUUUUCCUAUUUUAUUUUAGAUAAGAAAAAUUUACUUUGCAUAAUACACCUAAAAUGCACUUAGUACAAAAUUAUAUAUAUAUAUAUAUAUAUAUAUAUAUAUAUAUAUAUAUAUAUAUAUAUAUAUAUAUAUAUAUAUAUAUAUAUAUAUAUAUAUAUAUAUAUAUAUAUAGUCCCACUUCACCCUCAUUUCCCUCACUCCCAUAAAUAAACUAUUGGGGCAGUUUGAAUGUAAUUUUUGGUUUAUUUUUUUCUAAUUAAGCAGCUGCCAUUAUAAAACCUCUUACCAGCUUUUCCAUAAUGGUUGCUAAAAUGCCAGUAAUUGGUCCAAAGUAGUUGGUAAAGUUCUAAACAAAAUAUUACACUUCAGAAGCAGAUUU